Phycomyces blakesleeanus NRRL 1555(-) is the source of this 745-nucleotide messenger RNA. RefSeq lists its product as hypothetical. The record is from RefSeq and is a predicted model, not a curated record. Gene Ontology annotation, cellular component: cytosol. Lineage: Eukaryota; Fungi; Mucoromycota; Mucoromycetes; Mucorales; Phycomycetaceae. Bases 271 to 699 code for a protein of 142 amino acids. The transcript has 4 exons.
GGUCAAAUUAAUAGCUCUCAAGAAGACAGUCGUAGACGGGAGAGGGCCCAAGAGCUUUUAGAACGCCAGGCUCAACGUCAAAGGCAGAGACUAGAACAGCUAUCUAGUCGGCUGCAAGAGCAACAAGUACACAUACCCACCGAGCAACAACCGUUUCAACAAGUUCAACAAGUUCAACAAGUUCAACAAGUUCAACAAGCAAACCAUAGCCAGCCAAUUCAACAUGUGCAUCGUCAGCAUAAUAUUGAUAGACGCUCCCAGGCUUCAAUUAUGCCGUUCAAGCCAGUAUACCAAUUAACUUGUAGAUACUGCACGAGCCAUAUUUGCGCAAGGAGCAUGAAAGCAAUUCUCUUGGCAGAUACUCGUAUUGAACUUUUCAGCACUGAUACUCCUGGACAAGGUAUACAGCUUUUAGAAAAGGAUUAUCUUACUCGUACAUGCCAUUGUCGCAUUCGUGAUGUAGCAUGCCUUGGAUGCGGAAAUGUGGUAGGGUACCAUGUUGUGUCUCCAUGUAGUCCGUGUCUAAGAUCAUGCAACAAUGGUCAUUUUUGGAUGUUCCAUUCAGACGCUUGCAAACCAGUAGAGCGAAAAGAUAAUUCAGGUAUAGCGACUCUACUGUGGAGUAGCUUACCUCGGCCUGACAGAGAUUUUUGUUUCUUACUUGGGGGUACCAUUCCUUACUCCAAAUUGUGCCGAUAGAGUCGAAUAAUAAGAAUAAUACUAUUAUUAUUAUUAUUAUUGUUAU